GAUAAGUCAAAGUCAAGCCCAAUAUAUUGCAGGAAAGGACGAGAAUUCGUAAUUAUUAGGCCAUAUCGUUGUGGCGGGCCACCGAAGAUCAAAAAACCGGAAAAGCAGAAGUUGUUGGUCCGUCUUGGUUUGGCUUUGAUUUGGUAGGUCGUUCAGAAGCACGUGGCGCAGUUCUUCAUCAUACAUGGUGUCGGUUAUGAUAGAAAGGAUAGCUUAUCCAUUAAUCCCAGCAAGAUGCCGCCCGAUGUAGUACCUCGUCGGCGGUUGCUCCGUCAGUUUCGUCGGCCCUCUACUUCACCCGCAGCAAUGCCAAUGGAUUGCAUUUUCACGAGUCGUACUGCGUUAUGCGUACGCCAGAGUUUUGCUGCGACUGCGGGUCGUUCUGCACACGACCAAUCUGUGGUGUUAUACUCCCCCUUCUGCACGGCAAAGUCCUGCUCAUCCCUCCAGUCGUACCAAAAUAACCAACUGCAUCUUCGCAGAACGUUGACCACUUCGGUUUGCAAAUUCGGUGGUACCAGUAUGGCCACGAAGGACAGCAUUGGAAAAGUGAUGGACAUCGUCUUGGGCGCCUCAAUAUGCAUUGCAAAAGCAUCGUACUAGAAUAAAUCGCAAUACAAGUUUUUUCAGAAGGAAAAAUGGUGUUUGUAAUGCUGAUUUGGCUAAGAAACAAGAUUUGUUAUGCAUGAUUGCAAUUAGUUUUAGUACGAGUGCGAUACUUUUGCAGAGCAUAUUCAACAUCCUCUUCUUCAUCACAAAGACCUCCACCCGUAUUAAGCCGCACCGGAGUAGUGGUUUCCGCUCCCGGCAAGCGGUUUUCGAAAGAUACGAAAGUGACGGACUUGUUGAUUCAGUUUCACAAGCUGAAAACCGGUGGUGGCGGAUCAUCCGCAGGCAUGAAUAAAAAUGAUGAAAUAUCCUAUGUAAAAACGUACCCACCCCAUAGUCAAGAUGGGGAAUCGGCUAGACAAAUCCAGAAGCUUUGGCUGUUUCGGAUGACAAAUUUGGACGCGUAGUGUAGUGCUGUUUGAGCUAGUUCAGCAGCAUUACAGAUCUAGUCUCUCAUGCUGAUUGGAGCAUGACAAAUUUAGAAAUUGCUCCUCUUGAUGGGGCUCCGCAUGAGAAACAUUUUAAGCAUGCAGAUUUGCAUGACAACUAUGGUGUGGGGACGUUUUUACACAGGAUAUGAAAACCUCAAAACCGAGCUGGAAAACCUCGCCCUACUGAUUGAAGCCCGGUUUGACGAGGCGUUUGCAGUACAACAUCAAAUGGAGCUCCUGCGACCGUCCUCGAGUUGUACCGUCGAAGAGAACAAAAGGACCAACAUCGCCGAGGAAUUGCUGCGUUCCAACGACACCAGCUACGAUUUCAUCGUCUCGCGAGGCGAGUACUUCUGUGGGAGGAAGAUCGCGGAAGCCUUGUCGGCAGAGUUUCUAGAUCCCGCGGAGGUGGUACACUUGCGAUCCACGUCGUCCCAGCGAGGAACAACAAGUUCAACAACUGUAAUCGACUACCAGUACACCAUGGACGCAAUCCGAGCGAAUUUGCCGUCAAGAGGUGGCUCAAACCCAUCAGAAACAACUACACCGAAGAUCACGGUUCUGCCUGGGUUUUUCGGCGUUGACCGGACCACGAACACGAUUCUUGCGCUACCGCGCGGUGGCAGCGACAUUUCCGGGGCACUGCUCGCGAACGCGAUGGAGGUGGAUGAGUACGAGAAUUGGACGGACGUUGACGGAGUGUUCACCGCGGACCCGAAUUUGAUACCGACCGCGAAGAAAAUCACGGAACUGUCGCACGACGAGUUGUUUCUGCUCGCGUCAAAUGGAGCCCAGGUGUUGCACCCGGAGACGGUUUUAAGAAAUACAAUGCGGGAUGAAAACUACGCAGCGUCAACCACGACAAGAGGAAGUGAUCGAGGCUCCUUUCAAAUCCCGAUUCACCUUCGGAACACAUUCGACGCCACGAAAACCGGGACGAAGAUUGUGCCGAAUGGGAUGGGAAAUAGAUCCGGGAGUGGAGGGGGGCAGGAGCCACGAGUUCUGGGACUGGUUGCGAAGAAGGAACUAUCCGCUCUAUCGGAUGAAAGUGAGCCUUUAGAAGAGAGGUUCAAUGUGGCGGUCAUCGGGUUUCCUGCGGCAGAUCACGCGGCUGGUAGUUCGGAUGGAACUCCUCCUGCUGCGGUUGCGGGGUCGUUGCGAAAAGAGGUGGGGAGGGUGGUCGGGGAAAAAUGUGUUUUUGAUCCUACUGAUGUUACUGGUGAUGGAAAAAAUCUGCCAUGGUUUGAAGUGCGAAAUGUAUCAAAGGAUGCUGUGUGUGAGCUGCAUGCAGAGAUUGAAAGGCUCGGCUUGUUUUGCGAAACAAGUUGAAGGUGUCACCAGUCUGUCAGAACCCAGUCUAAGCAGAAGCAAUGAAACUGCCGAGAUUUUUAAUUUAGAGGAAACCUCCA
Messenger RNA from Amoebophrya sp. A120, 2449 nucleotides. The record is from the annotation of a GenBank genome assembly. Lineage: Eukaryota; Dinophyceae; Syndiniales; Amoebophryaceae.